Molecule: messenger RNA, 2634 nt
Organism: Symbiodinium necroappetens
Lineage: Eukaryota; Dinophyceae; Suessiales; Symbiodiniaceae
Source: the annotation of a GenBank genome assembly
GCCCAGUACGGCUUGACGGAUCCCAAGAGCUUGGCCGAGUACCUCAACCACGCCAACAUCCGCCUGGUCCGGGCCGAGUGCUCGCUGGGGAUGUACUUGUACGAGCUGCUGAAGUCGAAGAGCCUCUUGCCGAGACGCCAAGAAGCCGAGGAGUGGGGCCUGGUGACGCAUGCAGAAGUGAAGGAGUGGGCCGCCGGAACUCGGGAUGCGAUGAUCUGCUCGGUGUCCCACGCUUGGGAGAGUCGGGAGCAUCCGGACCCAUGCGCCCACCAAUUGAAGUGCCUAGUUGACGCCGUGUCUCUCUUCGAUGCAGCCUACUUCUCGGACUUGUGGCUAUUUUAUGACUAUGUGUCUCUUUUUCAGUUCAAGCGGGAGUCGGACGCGGAAGAAGAGAGCUUUCGACGGUCAAUGCAGGACAUGCACGUCUUGUAUGCCCAUGAGUGCACCCGAACUUUCCGCAUUGAAAACCUCACCCCAGACGAUGUCUGGGAAGCGGCGAGCAAGAGUUCUGAGUAUCGAGUGCGAGUCUACGAUGCAAGCAGCGCCGUGGUCCGAGAUCGUCCGCUCAAAGAGCUGGUUGCGAACCGGGCGGAGGUUGAGUGGUCCUCCGCCCGGAGCCAUUCCGAACAGAACCACUGGAUCGAUGCUCCCGCGUCUCAACAGCAAGAGCUGCUGGGCAAAGUGCCCAUGGCUCCGGAGAUUUUUGCGGAAGAGAUGAACUCGGCAGCCUUCACCCAUCGGUCUGAUGCCGAAAAGGUGAAGGAUGGGCAGUUCAAGGUUUUCCUCCAGAAAGUCUCCGAGUGCGAAGAUGCACUCUUCGAACAUCUGCCCGAAGGGCAGCUGGGGCAGCUGGCAAAGGCCCUGCCUUACUUCAAGAAGCUGAAGGUGCUGAGGCUCCGGGAGUUGAAGUUCGGCCGAGCAGAGGCUGGGGAGUUCGCGAAGGCGCUGGCAUCGAACCAAACGAUUCGCGAGCUCGAGAUGCGUGGCUUGGGUUUUGGCUAUGGGCAUGAUGCGGAAAGGCUUUUGGGCUUCAGACAGGAACGUGCCAACAACAUCCGCGAUGAGGGUGUGCAGGCGAUCUGCGAAGCUUUGAAGACCAACUCCACACUCACCAGCGUCAACCUCGAAGAAUUCCGCAUCGGCGGUGAGGGCGGGAAGGCGAUCUGCGAAGUGUUGAAGUGCAACUUCACACUCACCAGCAUCAACCUCGGACACAACGUAUGCUGGAUCCGUGAUAAAGGUGCGCAGGCGAUUGGUGAAGUGCUGAAGAUCAACUCAACCCUCACCAGCAUCAACCUCCGGAAUUGCGGUUUCGGCUAUGACUAUGAGGGUGGUAAGGCGAUCUAUGCGAUCUGCGAAGCGUUGAAGACCAACUCCACACUCGCCAGCAUCAACCUCGAAGACAACUCGAUCGGCGUGGAGGGUGGGAAGGCGAUCUGCGAAGCGUUGAAGACCAACUCCACACUCACCAGCAUCAACCUCGGGCACUGCAACAUCGGCUAUGAGGGUGUGGAGGCGAUCGCCGAAGCGUUGAAGACGAACUCCACAGUCACCAGCAUCAACCUCGAAGGCAACCGAACCAUUGUUGAUGAGGGCAACGGCAUCCGCGAUGAGGGUGCGCAGGCGAUUGGAGCAGCGCUGAAGAGCAACUCCACGCUCACCAGCAUCAACCUCGCAGUUUGCGGCAUCCGCGAUGAGGGUGCGCAGGCGAUCUGCGAAGCGCUGAAGAGCAACCCCACGCUCACCAGCAUAAACCUCGAACACAACUUCAUCGAAGAUGAGGGUGCGCAGGCGAUCUGCGAAGCGUUGAAGUGCAACUCCACGCUCACCAGCAUCAACCUCAGAAACAACUACAUCAGCGAGGAGGUGCUUGCGGAGCUGCAGAAGACGGGCCUACUCGUGGAUUCUCAUGGCAAGUUCUCAGCAGUGUUGGCAGGCUACAAGUACGGCCUCGGCGCUCCGGAAGCUGCAAAGGCUUGGACGGGGCGAGUGCGCAUAGAGGUCCUCGCAAAGCGAUUGAACGUACUCUGCAACCCCAGCAAGUUGAGCUUCGAGCUGUGUGGUCUCAAAGUCGAAAAAGUCGAGGCGAUCAGCGAAGCGUUGAAGAGCAACUCCACGCUCACCAGCAUCAACUUCUUUAACUGCUACAUCGGCGAUGAGGGUGCGGAGGCGAUCUGCGAAGCGCUGGAGACCAACUCCACAGUCACCAGCAUCCACCUCAGAGGCUGCGAAAUCGGCGAUGAGGGUGCGGAGGCGAUUGGCAAAGUGCUGAAGACCAACUCCACGCUCGCCUUCAUCGACCUCAGAAACAACAUCAUCGGCGUGGAGGGUGGGAAGGCCCGGUGGUGCCAGGGAUUGACACAAGCAGAGGGGUCUGGUGGCUCCAAAGGUCCGCCAGCAGUAGCCACCGCUGUCUUGCCGUUUCCCUGCGAGGCGCUUGCCGAGGCUCUGAAUAGCAACACAACAGUUCGCGAAAUUGAGCUCUGGGAAAACAACGUCACCGCCGAGUGCGAGCAGGCCUGGGCGGUUCGCAGGGCUCGUGCGCGGUUUCCGAAGCCUUGUCCUGUACAGGCCAUCGUGGAAGCUACCGGGGGAAGGCCCGGCGGGGUCCCGGAGAGAGAGAGGAACUUCUGA